UUUCACAGAUGAAGGAGACCAGCUUUUUAAGAUGGGCAUCAAGAUCCUCCAGCAGUCUAAAAGCCGAAAACAAAAAGCAGAAGCCUACAAACUCUUUGCUAAAGCAUCUGACAUGGGAAACUUGAAAGCUAUGGAGAAAAUGGCUGAUGCUUUGCUAUUUGGAAAUUUUGGCAUGCAAAACAUAACAGCAGCUAUCCAAUUAUACGAGUCCUUGGCUAAAGAAGGAUCAUAUAAAGCCCAAAACGCAUUAGGAUUUUUGUCUUCUUGUGGAAUAGGAAUGGAAUACAAUCAAGCUAAGGCACUGAUAUAUUACACCUUUGGAAGUGCUGGAGGAAGCAUGAUAUCCCAGAUGAUUUUGGGGUACAGAUAUUUGUCAGGAAUCAGUGUUCUACAGAAUUGCGAAGUUGCCCUAAGUCAUUACAAGAAAGUGGCAGAUUAUAUUGCUGACAAAUUGGAAAAAAGUGAAGGUGUUCCAGUGGAAAAAGUGAGACUAACUGAAAGACCUGAAAAUCUGAGUUCUAACAGUGAGAUUUUGGACUGGGACAUAUACCAAUACUAUAAAUUUUUGGCUGAAAGAGGAGAUGUUCAGAUACAAAAAGCAUUAUACUACUUCUUAAAGGCAGCAAAAGCUGGGAGUGCAAAUGCCAUGGCAUUUAUAGGAAAGAUGUAUUUAGAAGGGAAUGUUGCAGCACCACAAAAUAAUGCUACUGCUUUCAAAUACUUUUCUAUGGCAGCUAAUAAGGGCAAUGCCAUUGGUCUUCAUGGGCUCGGUCUUCUUUACUUUUAUGGGAAAGGAGUUCCUGUGAAUUAUGCAGAAGCACUUAAAUACUUUCAGAAAGCUGCAGAGAAGGGAUGGCCAGACGCACAGUUUCAGUUAGGCUUCAUGUACUACUCUGGCUCUGGAGUGCGGAAGGAUUAUAAACUUGCCUUCAAAUAUUUUUACUUGGCAUCUCAGAGUGGGCAGCCCCUCGCCAUUUAUUACCUGGCCAAGAUGUACGCCACAGGAACAGGAGUGUUAAGAUCGUGCAGAACCGCUGUGGAGAAAAAGCUAAAAUCCUUGAAAAAGAGAAGAUGUAUCCAAUGGCACUUCUCCUAUGGAAUCGAGCUGCCAUUCAAGGACGUUCGCUUGGCCAGGAGAUUAUAUGAUAUGGCUGCUAAAACAAGUCCGGACGCUCACAUACCUGUGUUCUUUGCCCUCAUGAAACUGGAAACUGUGCAUUUGUUUCAAGAUAUCCUGUUUUUUAAUCAGUCUACCAUGAGAUGGAAAUGGAUGAAACUGGACAAUACCCUUGGACCAUACUGGGAUUUAUUUGUGAUUGGCCUAAUUGUUGCCGUGCUGAUCUUCUUGCUUAGAAAUCGCUACCUGUAGGAUCUGGACCACCACUGCUCACGGGAACCAGUUCACUUCAAGUCAUCUUCACUAAAUAAAAAAUCUCCCCAUCAGACUCAGGAGUCUGCUGCUGAUUUCCCAUA
Molecule: messenger RNA, 1473 nt
Organism: Balaenoptera acutorostrata (minke whale)
Lineage: Eukaryota; Metazoa; Chordata; Mammalia; Artiodactyla; Balaenopteridae
Gene: SEL1L2
Product: SEL1L2 adaptor subunit of ERAD E3 ubiquitin ligase
Exons: 14
Coding region: 32-1369 (445 amino acids)
Biological process (GO): ERAD pathway
Cellular component (GO): endoplasmic reticulum membrane
Molecular function (GO): protein binding
Source: RefSeq, a predicted model, not a curated record